Messenger RNA from Chaetomium globosum CBS 148.51, 1164 nucleotides. RefSeq lists its product as uncharacterized. The record is from RefSeq and is a predicted model, not a curated record. Gene Ontology annotation, biological process: ubiquitin-dependent protein catabolic process. The transcript has 4 exons. The coding region runs from base 1 to 1164 and encodes 387 amino acids. Gene Ontology annotation, cellular component: cytoplasm; proteasome regulatory particle, lid subcomplex; nucleus. NCBI's taxonomy places the organism in Eukaryota, Fungi, Ascomycota, Sordariomycetes, Sordariales, Chaetomiaceae. Gene Ontology annotation, molecular function: proteasome binding; ubiquitin binding; endopeptidase activator activity.
AUGUCAAUAACACCAAUUAUUACGUUCAAGGCGGGCAUGUGUGAUGUCGAUCAAUCCUCAAAACCCUUCAAAAUCAAGGCCCAGGCUACGCCAGGCUACAUCUAUCUCUAUUCCGAAGAUGACCUCAUCCACUUCUGCUGGCGCCCCAGGUGGACGCCCCUGGACGAGCCCGAUCUUGACCUAGUCAUGGUCCCGACAGACGGCAACUUCGUCCCAUACGACACCCGCACGCCGAGCAACCCCUCCUCCAAGACCAACGGCCGCAUCUUCGUCCUCAAGUUCACCUCCUCCUCACAGCGCCACCUGUUCUGGCUCCAGUCAAAGCCCCAGGGCAACAGCGGCGACCCGGCCUGGCUCAGCCCGAGGGACCUCAAGAUUGGCGAUAUCGUGGACAGGCUGCUGCAGGGCGAGGAGGUGGAUGUGAACGAGGAGCUGAGCUCGGUCCGCAACAACAACGACGACAGCCGGCGCGACGCCGACGACGAGGAGGACGAAACGAUGGAGGAUGUAGAGGGCCAUGCCGGCGCGCAUGCGCAACGCCGCAGCGGUCACGGGGGCGCCGGCGCUGGUGCCACCGGUGGAGACUUCAGGGAGGAAGGCGAGGAUGCCAGGGAAGGAGGGGGAGACGGCGCGAGAGCGGCGAACAACGAUGCUGCUGACGUGGUACGGAACUUUCUCGAUUCCCUGAAAGGCGCCCCGGGGCUAAGGAGCAGUCGGGCCGAGGGCAAGGCGUACCCUUUGCUGAACGAUCUACUCGAGACCUCCACAACUAUUCCCAUGCUCGACAGUGCUACCGACGAGUACGUCGACAACCUUCUAAGCUUCCUGCCCCCGACGGUGUUGGUUUUGGCCCAGCAGGGAGCCAACGGCAACGCCAUCGAGAGAGAGCCGAGUGCGGAAUCAGUGGAGGCGGCCAAGCAGGCCCUGAGCUCGAGCCAGAAGCGUGCGCUCCUUAAGCAAGUGCUCCGCAGCCCGCAGUUCACCCAAAGUCUGGCGAGCCUCACGGUUGCGCUUAGGGACGGCGGUUUGCCCAGCAUCGCAGAGGCACUGGGGGUCGCGGUGGAGAAUGGCGGGUUGGUUAGGGGCGGUACCGUGCCCCUAGGUGGUGGUGAUGCCGUCGAGGCCUUUGUGGAGGGCGUGAAGAAGACGGUGCAGAGGAAGUGA